UUCCGGGUGCGCGAUCGACGGCCCCGUUCCGGACGCGUUCAGCACCCCGCAGACGGCCCCAUACCGUAGACGGCCGGACCUCAGUGUGGGGCCUGAACUGUGCGUUAUCGGAGGUCUUCUCGCUGUAUCUCUCUCUAAUGUAUGCAAGGUUGUGGUAUAAUGGACACAUCAGGAGUUGAAUCAAGUUCCAGACCCUAUGGAGGUCGCUAUGUUCAAGGAAGAUACAGCUCCCUUGAACAUCACAGAAAUGAUGAAGUAGGCCAAUAUAACCAUUCCUGGAGGGGCAGUGGCAGGGAAAAUGAUUUUCGGACCAGUAGAGAUUUGAGGUAUGGUAACCGGAGGGAGUCCACAAACGGUGACAGAAGAUCAGUGGGCUCGGCCAGAAGUGGUUACAAAAGAGAGAGAAGGUACCCAAUGAGGUUAGAUGAACUGGAAAGACUAUUGCAUUUACCACCUGAUGUUGUGGUUACAGAACUGUUAAGGGAUGGAUCAGGCUUCCAUCUUCUUCUUAAAGAGUUUGCUAUUAAUGAUGAUGAAUUUGCACUCUUAAUAAAUGUUCUUGCACAUGCAACCUCUACUCAGUCAAACAAGCAAAAUUUAUGUGAUCUAUUCAGCAAAACAUGUGAACAAAAAUUCAUAGAUAAACUGUGUAGUUUCAUAUAUACAAUUAAGAAACGAUAUUUAAACCAGGCUCAAGAAUGGUUUUCUGAUUUACACACAUUUUUGGAAACUUAUGCCAAUACAAUGACAACCAAUGCUAUUGACAGGCUACCCAAUUUGUUGGAAGCCUGCAUUAUGCUAUUGACACCUUUAAAGGAUGAGGGUCUCAUUAAAGAGAAACUUGUCAAGCAAUAUGAAGCUCUGCAAGAAAUGCUAACAAAAGCAUCCAAACAGUGGAGGCAAGAGCAGCUGGCUGGGGGUCAGAAUAAAAGAUUACGAAAGUAUGAUAUGGACCGUGCAGAACCUCCUGACGACUUUCGGGAAUAUCCAGUAUUACCAACACCGUGGGAUUUAUUGACAAUUGAGCGUCCCUUUCUUCGCAGAAACAUAGUGAAGGGGAAGUAUAAUGAUGUCGAGCAUUAUUUGGAUGUGCAAUUCAGACUCCUACGUGAAGAUUUUGUCAGGCCUUUGAGGAAUGGAAUUCAAGAUUACAUGAGUGGGAAGCAAUCUAAAAUUCGGGAUGUAAGAAUUUACAAAGAUGUUUGUGUUGUAGGGUCUCAGAUAAAAAAUUAUGAUAUCAUUCAUAAUGUCCAGUUGAAUAUGCCAAAGAGAGCUAAAAUGGAGAACUCUAAGCGUUUAUUGUAUGGCAAUCUUGUGUGUUUCAGCAAUGAUGAUUUCAAAACCCUACUCCUUGCCUGUAUAUCUGUGAGGGAUCCAGAAGAGCUAAGAGAUGGAAUUAUUGGGGUUCAGUUUGAGUCAGAUAUUGAGAAUUUUGACUUGUCCACAAAAUUCCUGAUGGUUGAGUCAAAGGCUUAUUUUAUGCCAUAUAAACAUGUUUUAAUGGCUCUGAAAAACAUGUCAGGAAAUGCAUUCCCUCUGGACACAUAUAUUGUUAAUGUUGAUCCUGAUGUUAAGCCUCCAGAAUAUUUAAAUGAGGUAGAAAUGUAUGACUUAAGAGUUAUUAAAAACUCAAAGAUGAUGAAAAAAUCGGAAGCAUACAACACACUUUUUGACUUUGACAUAGACUUUGAGGAACCUGAUGAUACUCAAUAUAGUAACCUUAAGGAGGUGCCCGUUAAGGAUAACCUCACAUCAUGGCCAUCGGAGAUUGAUUUAGGACUUGACAGUUCUCAGCAAAGAGCUCUGCAGAGUGCCCUUACACGGCAACUAGCAAUCAUCCACGGUCCUCCUGGUACAGGAAAGACCUUUAUAGGUCUCAAAAUUGCACAAAUCCUGUUGCACAAUAGUAAUGUUUGGAAAAAUAAAGAAAAUCCUACACCAAUAUUAGUUGUGUGUUUCACCAAUCAUGCAUUAGAUCAGUUUUUGGAAGGCAUGAGUACCUACACAAGGAAUAUAGUAAGAAUUGGUUCUAGAUCAAAGAGUACAACUAUAGAACAGUUUCAGAUUAAUUCACUAUUGAGCAUUCUUCACGAAAACUCUGGCAUUCCAAACUCCAUUCAUGAGCGAAAUAGGGAAUUAUUGAUGGAGCUAAAUAAAUUAGAAGAUAAAAUCAUGAGGAGUCAACACAACAAAGCUAAUAUUAUUAGCAAAGCAGCUAAAGGAAUAAUCUCUCUUGACUUGCUUUUGUCUGAAGAUAUUAUACCUUCACAUUUAAGAUGCCAAUUAAUAUUAGGUGAUAAGAAGUUAGCAGAUUGGCUACUCUUUAAUAUUGAACAAGCACAUGUUGAAAAUCAAGUUCAGCAGCUCCAGUUGGUACAGACCCCCAAAGAAACUACGUCUUUGAAACAGGAAGAUGAAGAAAACUGUGAGGAUGAAUUAACUGAAGAUAAAGAUUGGGAAGCCACACAGGAGUUACGUGAACUUGAAGAGCAAAACAGACUGUUGCCAGAUUUUGAAACGAAGGCUUCAAAACCUGAGAAAAUUUUGGGUUUAUAUAUUGAUAAUAAAUUUAUACCAAACACUAUUCUAAGAAAUGAGGUAACAGUAGAUAUGCUUGCUCUAAAGUUGCAAACUGUAUUAGCAAUUUAUAAUGAAGAUGUAACAAAUUCUGAAGCUUACUUUAAAUAUACUAUACUCGCUGGUCAGCUAGAAGCAUUAAAUAUCGGUCUCUCUUUAACUGGAAACUUUGAAGAAUUAAGCCAAUUAGAAAUGGAAUCACAGCUUAAUAUCUGGAGUCUAACCUUUCCAAUGAGGUGGAAGCUAUAUAAUUACUGGGUUGGGAAGCUCUUAGACAUAAGAAAUAGUGAAAUUAAUUUUCUAGAAGCAAGUUACCAAAAGGUGUCGGAAGCCCUGCGUGAGACACGCAACCAGAAGUAUUUGUACGCCAUGCGUCAUGCUUCCGUUGUAGGCAUGACGACUACAGCAGCAGCACAGUACAAUGACAUUAUGAAAGACUUGGCCCCAGCCAUUGUUAUCAUAGAGGAAGCUGCCGAAAUUCUGGAAUCCCACGUCAUUACUUCUCUUACUGCCAAAUGCCAACACCUCAUAAUGAUAGGAGAUCAUCAGCAAUUGCGUCCAAGUGCAACGGUGUACGAACUGGCCACCAAGUAUGGUCUUGAAACAUCCCUAUUUGAACGCAUGAUCAAGAAUGGCUUAGCGUACGAGACACUUGAAUAUCAGCAUCGUAUGAGGCCCAGCAUCUCAAAACUACUUGUACCAUCCAUAUAUCCAAAUCUAAAAGAUCAUCCUUCAGUCAAUGACUAUCCAAGUAUCACAGGCAUGUCUAAGAAUGUUUUCUUCAUUUCUCAUGAUAUCCCGGAGCGAGAGGACUCUGAUGACAACAACAGCCAUGAAAAUCAAUUUGAAGCAGAAUUUAUCAUAGGACUGUGCCGACAUCUGGUUUUGCAGGGCUACUCACCAAGAGAGAUUACUAUUCUCACUCCAUACUCAGGACAGUUCUUCUUGCUACGUAGGCUUCAGGAUGAUCAUGUGCACUGCAGAGGUGUGAAGAUUUGUGUCGUGGACAACUUUCAAGGAGAAGAGAACAACAUUAUUCUGUUGUCAUUAGUGAGGAGCAAUGUUGAAGGCAUUGUGGGUUUCCUUCGUACUGAUAACCGAGUGUGUGUUGCCCUCUCGCGUGCCAAGCACGGGUUAUAUGUCACAGGAAAUAUGGAUCUCCUGAGUGCUUCCAGUGAGCUUUGGAAGAAGAUUAGAGAAGAUCUUACAAAGGAAGAAUCCAUUGGCAAUACCCUAAUUCUCAAGUGUAAAAAUCAUCCUGAUAAAUUGACUCCAGUUUCAUCUGGUGAUGACUUCUUCAAUAAAAGUCCAGAAGGAGGAUGUCAACAAGUAUGUGGCAGUUCUCUUCUAUUUUGUAAGCAUUCCUGUUCCAAGAUUUGUCAUGUGUAUGAUGAGGAUCAUAUAGACUAUAAAUGCCAAGUGCCUUGUCCUAAAACUCUGUGCGAGUUGGACCAUCCAUGCCCGAAGAAAUGUUGGGAAAAAUGUACACCAUGUGAGGUUCCAGUCACGAAGUUGUUGCCUUGUGGCCAUAGUCAUUCCAUUCCUUGCCAUGUUAACCCAAACCAACACAGGUGUCCAACUGAAGUCAUUAAAACAAUACCGCUAUGCCAACAUGAUGUUAAAAUGCCUUGCCAUUGCAAUCCAAGAAAUUUUCGUUGUACCAUGAACUGUGAUACUAGACUGGAUUGUGGUCAUAAAUGUCAUCAGAAUUGUCACCGUCAUAAGGAUCCGGAUCACUUGAAUUACGACUGCUUAGAAAUGUGCACAAAACUGAACGCAGGUUGUUCACAAAACCACCCCUGCAAGAAAAUGUGUUAUCAAGAAUGUGGAGCCUGCAUAGUCAAAUUAGACAAGACACUACCAUGCGGACAUGAGGCAAAGCAAGUCGAAUGCUCGGAACUCGUCGAAGAUAUUAAAUGCCGUAAAAACUGCCAAAAAGUACUUCGCUGUGGUCACCCGUGUAAGAAGCUGUGUUUCCAAACCUGCGGGGACUGUACGGUGAAAGUUACGAAAACUGUCCCAGACUGCAAUCACACUGCUAUGAUUGAAUGUGGACUACCAGCAACAGCCAGCAAGUGUGAAGGAAAAUGCCCGAGGAAGUUACCAUGUGGCCAUUUUUGUACAAAGCGCUGUAUGGAUCCAUGUAUUGUUAAGUGCAUUGAGUUAGUUCCUUCGACCACCAGGUGCCCAAAUGGACAUAUUGUCAAGUUACCUUGUCAUUUGAUUGAGGAAGUGAAGGGAGAGGCAGCAUGGGUAUACUGUAAAGAGCCAUGCAAUCAGCUUCUGAAAUGUGAGCAUAACUGCAUGGGCGACUGCGGCCGCUGCUUCCAAGGACGUGUUCACGUCUCCUGUCAACAACCCUGCAAGAAACCUCUCGUGUGUGGACACAUAUGCAAGCAUCCAUGCAGUGCUGAAUGCCCGCCAUGCCAAGAGCCAUGUCAGUGGCGCUGUCAACACAGCUGUUGUCGUAAAAAAUGUGGCAUGCCUUGUGAGCUGUGUAAGAUGAAUUGUGAAUGGGAGUGCAAGCACCUGAAGUGUAAUAAACUUUGUGGCGACAAGUGCUCAAGAAAACCAUGUAAUCAGGCUUGCCCUAAGAAGCUAGAGUGCGGUCAUCCGUGCAUUGGCUUCUGCGGUGAUCCCUGUCCUCCGCUGUGUCGGGUUUGUCACGUGGACGAGCUUACGGAGUUUAUGUUACUGGGCUACGAAGAAGAACACGAUGCAAGAUUUGUUCUGCUAGAAGACUGUGGUCACACUAUUGAAGUACAGGGCUUGGAGGGCUGGCUGGGCCAAGACAGUGCUGAAAUAGGCAUGAAAACGUGCCCAAAGUGUCGAAAGCCCAUCUACAACAAUCGCCGCUAUCAGAAUAUAAUUCUCGAGACAUAUGAAGCUGUGAAAGCUGUCAAGUGCAAAUAUUUUAAGACUCAAACCAAAAUAAAGAAGAAGGAUAUUGAAUUGAUCUUGCAGGAUCCUGAAAUUGCUGAUAAGUAUAUUAGUGAGGUCACAGAGCUGUACAAGAAACUUGGCCUAGGUCCAAAAACCAAGAAACACAAGAAAACAUUUCUUAAUGAUGGAGAGCUGAGGCUUAUCCAAUUUCAAGCUCAGGUUCUUAAGAAAGCUGCUGGAAUUCUAAAGUCUUUGCCAAAAGAAAGAGACUUAAUUGCUCGUACGUCUCCAGAACUAAGGAAGAGGACCAAACUUCGGGAUUUUCUUCAUUCGAUUGAUCACAGAAGUCAAGAAAACCAAAGUACGAAAGCACCUAAGCACCUGCCUAAGCACGAAAGUCGUCUGGGGCCCAUGAUGGAAGCUAUAGUUGAACUUGUUAUGCAACAAAGCUCAAUUAUUGCUCCUCAGAUGAUUGAUGAGGUAAGCUGCGAAAUGCAGCGUCUUAUGAUUCUUCCUGCUUAUUGGACAUUACAAGAAAAAUUCACCACUAACAGCAAUGACAGUCUCAUGGAAAUCAAAGCAAAGUUGGAGAAGUUUAUGGAUCCUACAAUAAAAUUUGAUUCAGAACGGGACAUAAAAGUCCAAGCUCUGCUGAAAGAGAGUGAGAAGCAUGUUGGUGUCUUGGGAAUCAGCCAAAGUGAAAAGAUUAUGAUUUUGCAAGCUAUGGGCUUCAGGCAAGGGCACUGGUAUAAAUGUCCUAAUGGACACAUCUACUGCAUCACUGAGUGUGGGCGUGCCAUGGAAGAAGGCCAGUGUCCUGAUUGUGGCUCUCGAAUUGGAGGGGGAUCACACAGAUUGAGAAGCGAUAAUGCUGUGGCAUACGAGAUGGAUGGCGCUCAACAUAGGGGUUUGUUUUGAGCAUAACAUGGGUAGCUUUGUCCUUGAGAUUAUUAUUAUAUUAUAUAUAUAUAUAUAU
Procambarus clarkii (red swamp crayfish) is the source of this 6436-nucleotide messenger RNA. RefSeq names its product NFX1-type zinc finger-containing protein 1. Gene Ontology annotation, molecular function: helicase activity; zinc ion binding. Gene Ontology annotation, biological process: regulatory ncRNA-mediated heterochromatin formation. The record is from RefSeq and is a predicted model, not a curated record. Lineage: Eukaryota; Metazoa; Arthropoda; Malacostraca; Decapoda; Cambaridae. Gene Ontology annotation, cellular component: nucleus; nuclear RNA-directed RNA polymerase complex.